Molecule: messenger RNA, 876 nt
Organism: Komagataella phaffii GS115
Lineage: Eukaryota; Fungi; Ascomycota; Pichiomycetes; Pichiales; Pichiaceae
Product: Protein involved in rRNA processing
Exons: 1
Coding region: 1-876 (291 amino acids)
Biological process (GO): nuclear polyadenylation-dependent rRNA catabolic process; exonucleolytic trimming to generate mature 3'-end of 5.8S rRNA from tricistronic rRNA transcript (SSU-rRNA, 5.8S rRNA, LSU-rRNA); nuclear polyadenylation-dependent mRNA catabolic process
Cellular component (GO): cytoplasmic exosome (RNase complex); nuclear exosome (RNase complex)
Source: RefSeq, a predicted model, not a curated record
AUGUUCAAAAUAACUCUCUCCCCAGCUGAAAGAUCAUAUCUUCACGAAUCGUUGUCAUGUUUGUCACCAAUAAGACCUGAUGCUCGACUCAACAAACAGUUUCGUCCUUUGGAAGCUACUUGUUCCUUCUUACCAGGGUCAAAUGGUAGCGCUAGGAUACGAAUGGCUGACGGUGCCGAAUGUUUAGCUAGUGUCAAAGCAAAGGUAGUCAGUUUGCAGCUGAACAACGCAAACUCUGCGCAGCACCUCAAGAAUCUGAUUGAAGUAGAUCUUGAUAUAAAUGGAAUACGGGACGACUCGAACUUAAGCUCCACUAUCGCUUCAUCUUUGAAGGGUUCACUGGUCAAACACAUCCCGCUGGAAAAAUUAAGGUUGACCCAUAGAUAUGCAUUUAAAUUAUUCAUAGACAUUGUGGUAUUAUCUCAUAGCUCUGUCUAUCCGCUAACUCUUCUUUCUUUAGCAACUUAUAUGGCUUUGAAAUCUACAAAGUUGCCGCUAUUAACAUCCACGGUCAAUGAUAGAGAUAUUGAGGAACAACCUAUGUUCUCAGAUGACUGGGAAUCAUCCCUAGCAUUAUUUGGUGACAGCUCGUUGAGUCCUCCUUUGCUAUUUGUUGUUGCGGUUGUGAAAGAUAAUAUCUUUAUUGAUCCAUCUCCAGAGGAGGAGUCAGUUAGCGAGAAUGGAAUAUGCCUAACUUACGCUAACGGAAAGAUAAUUUCUCCACUGCAAACCAUCUCACUUUCCCCAAAGGAUAACACAGGAAUAAACUCAGCACAAAUACUAAAAGCCCACGCUUUGGUCAAAGAAAUUGGCCCAUUAGUAGUUAAGUCUUUGGAUGAAAUUGUUUCGGAUGACUCCAUUAAGACAAUCUUUUAA